AGCCAAAUCUUUCUUCGGCUCUUUCCUUUAACCCAAUUUCCACCAUCUCUUCUUCUUCUUCUUCUUCUUCUUUUGCUUUCUGGGUCGGAUAAACUUCAUCUCUUCUUCCUCUUCAAAAAUAUGGCUUUCCUAUAACUUUGCGUGUUUUACUGGAGAAAGUUUCAUUUUUUUCGUUUUCUGAUGUCACAUUUGGUGAUUCUUGAGGUGAUAAUUCCUGUAAAGUGUUGAGUUUUUUUUUCUUUUUAAGCAGGAGUUACAUAAAGGUAGAAGAGUUUAUCAUCCUCUCAGCGACUUCAAGGCUAGUUAUAAAUCAGUGUACGCUGCAAACUUAUGGCGGAUCUUGUCAAGAGACAAUUUUGAUUGGUGUGAGAAAACCGAUUUUGGUCAAGAAAUCAUGAACAGUCAUAGGCUAGUGUCAACGGCACAAGACGAAUGCAAUAAAGGAAUUCGUCAAGCUUGCUCUUCUUCUUCUCUGUCUCCGGUCCAUAACUUUCUAAAUGUUGUCCAGUCAGAAAACCGGAAAUCUCCUUUUAUACGAUCAAAAUCUCCAGAUUCACCUGAUCAACUAUGGCCAAAGAAUAGUUCUCAGAGCACCUUCUCAAGAUCUUCCACCUUCUGCACAAACCUCUACGUCUCAUCAUCUUCGAGCUCUGAGGCUCAGAAGCAUCUAGGAAACAGUCUUCCUUUCCUCCCUGAUCCCUCCGCUUAUAGCCAGUCUGCUUCUGGUGUGGAGUCUGCAAGAUCUCCAUCAUUUUUCAGUGAAGAUUUGGGAAAUCCUUUUGAUGGAGACAGCUCCGGGUCGCUUGUCAAAGAUUUCCUUAAUCUUUCUGGGAAUGCUUGUUCCGAUGGCGGUUUUCAUGAUCUUGACUGUUCAAAUGACAGCUAUUGCUUAUCAGAUCAAAUGGAAUUGCAGUUCCUGUCUGAUGAACUUGAGCUGGCCAUCACAGACCGUGCUGAAACUCCCAGGCUUGAUGAGAUUUAUGAAACGCCAUUGUCUUCAAAUCCAGUCACCAGAACGAGUCUAAGCCAAAGCUGUGUUGCUGGAGCAACAUCUACUGACGCAGUUCCGGGGUCAGCAGCCAGUCACAAGCCGAGAAUGAGAUGGACUCCGGAGCUCCACGAGCUUUUUGCAAAGUCGGUGACCGAACUUGAAGGGCCUGAAAAGGCCACUCCAAAGGCUGUUCUGAAGCUCAUGAAUGUUGAGGGCUUGACGAUCUAUCAUGUAAAAAGCCACUUGCAGAAGUAUAGACUAGCCAAGUAUAUGCCAGAGAAAAAAGAAGAGAAAAAGAAUGUUAACUCAGAAGAAAAGAAAACGGCUUUGAGUAACAGUGAAGCUGAUGAGAAAAAGAAAGGGGCAAUACAGUUAACUGAAGCUCUGCGUAUGCAGAUGGAAGUUCAAAAGCAAUUGCAUGAACAACUCGAGGUGCAACGGGUGCUUCAGCUACGAAUAGAAGAGCAUGCUAAAUACUUGGAAAAGAUGUUGGAAGAACAACGCAAAACCACGGGAAGGCUAAUUUCUUCUUCUUCUUCUCAGACACUGUUAUCACCUAGUGAUGACUCUAUACCAGAAUGUCAAAACAUGUCCAAAACCGAAGCAUCUUCGCCUCAGCCGUCAUCACCUGCGAAGAACACAGUUUCUGAAACCGAAGACGGUGAUUGUGAAUCCCCUCAGAAACGUCGCAGGCUUGAGAACGACGCUGAAUCUGAAGAUCCAAAGAGGUAGCAGAAUCUUCAAGUAUGUAAAUAUGGUAUGUUUUGUGUAAUUUGGUUGAGAGAUGUUGGUGGAUCACUCAAAGUAGAUGUUUGUAAUGUAGAUCUUUGUCGGACACGUGUAAGCUUAUUAAGGAUCUUGAGGAUGUUCCUUUCAUUUGCUCUGAAUCCUAGUUGUUUGAGGAUU
Messenger RNA from Eutrema salsugineum, 1897 nucleotides. Its product is annotated as myb family transcription factor PHL6. Gene Ontology annotation, molecular function: DNA binding; DNA-binding transcription factor activity. NCBI's taxonomy places the organism in Eukaryota, Viridiplantae, Streptophyta, Magnoliopsida, Brassicales, Brassicaceae. Bases 395 to 1723 code for a protein of 442 amino acids. The record is from RefSeq and is a predicted model, not a curated record. The transcript has 8 exons.